Molecule: messenger RNA, 1376 nt
Organism: Nymphaea colorata (pocket water lily)
Lineage: Eukaryota; Viridiplantae; Streptophyta; Magnoliopsida; Nymphaeales; Nymphaeaceae
Exons: 15
Coding region: 89-1192 (367 amino acids)
Source: RefSeq, a predicted model, not a curated record
CCCAGUCCGUUCUACAAUUCAAUAUCUCAAAGCACCCGCGUUCGACUUGCGCGCCCUUUUCUGGGAAAGAAAGAGAGGGAUUGCCGCCAUGUCUUCCUGCAAGGGGUUGAUUUCUCUGCCGGAGACCGAUCCUCAGGUCGUCAAGCCCGUCACCAUCUCCUAUGAUGAACUUCGGAGCGAGGGCGUGGAUCUGUCGAGGAAGAUUGAAGAUGGAUUCGGACGCGACGGGCUGGGAAUCGUUGUCGUCACUGGUGUUCCUCAACUUGACGUACUACGAAGAAACCUGUUACAUCUUUCAGUUAGAUUAGCAUCUUUACCAGAAGAGGUCAAAGAGAAGCUUGAAGACCCUGAUAGUCGGUACAAUUUUGGAUGGAGUCAUGGGAAAGAGAAGGUUGAGUCUGGAAAACUGGAUAUGCUUAAAGGAUCUUUCUAUGCAAAUCCAAUUAUUGAUGUUCCUUCAGCUGAGGCCUCUCUUCUGCAAAGAUAUCCAUCUUAUUGUCGACCAAAUAUAUGGCCUAGGAAUGAUUUGCCGGAACUUGAGUUUGCAUUCAAAUCUCUUGGAAAUUUGAUCUUUGAUGUGGGAGUCAUGUUGGCAGGUCACUGUGAUCAAUAUGUCUCCAAGGAAGUGAAUGUAUCUGAAGUUGAAAGUCUUAAACACAUGCUUCAGCGCUCUCGUUGUCAUAAAGGCCGACUUUUGUACUACUUCCCAAAACAGAAAAGUGUUUUGGGAGAAGAAGCUGGUUCAAUGUCUUCUUGGUGUGGCUGGCAUACAGACCAUGGUUCGUUGACAGGUCUUACUUGUGCCAUGUUUAUGAGAGGCACUCAAGAAGUACCAUGUCCUGAUGCCACCGCGGGACUUUAUAUCAAAACAAGAAUGGAUCAAAUUGUUAAGGUGGUUUUCUCUGAUGAUGAAUUGGCAUACCAGAUAGGAGAAAUGACUGAAAUUCUUUCACAUGGCUAUCUGUGUGCAACACCACAUUGUGUUCAGGCCCCUAAAAAUGACAUGGCUUAUGAUGUGAGCAGAGCAACAUUCGCACUUUUCAUGCAGCCUAACUGGGAUGAAAAUUUGAAGUUUCCUUCUAGUCUGAACCUUCAUCAAGAGAUAUUGCAGCUGAUUGAACCAAAUGACUGUUUGACUUUUGGAGAGUACUCCGAGAAGCUCCUGAACAAGUAUUACCAUCAACGAAAUUGACGAUGUGAUGUAAUGCACCAUCUUUAUCUUUAUAUUUAAGUCUGUUCACAGUGUAGCGUCAGAAACUUCUCAUGAUAAUUGUUAAUCUAUUGGAAUAAUCAAUGGGAACAUAAUACUCCUCUUCCUAUGGUAAUAGUAAAUAAAAAUAAAAGGUGCAGCUUCUAGUUGCCACUUAUGAUGCUUA